AUGAAGACUACUUGGAAGGAUAUUGCGCCUGUGCCCACCAACCAGGAAUUCCUGGACAUCGUCCUCAGUCGUACCCAGCGCCAGCUUCCCACACAAAUUCGUGCUGGUUUCAAUAUCAGCCGUAUCAGAGGUUUCUACACCCGUAAGGUCAAGUACACCCAGGAGACCUUCUGUGAGAAGUUCCAGGCUAUUCUCGAUGGAUUUCCUCGUCUCCAGGACAUUCAUCCCUUCCACAAGGAUUUGAUGAACACCCUCUAUGAUGCCGACCACUUCCGUAUUGCUCUCGGUCAGGUUUCGACCGCCAAGCAUCUGAUCGAAACUGUUUCCCGUGAUUACGUCCGUCUUAUCAAGUAUGCGCAAUCGCUGUUCCAGUGUAAGCAGCUGAAGCGUGCUGCGCUCGGUCGCAUGGCCACCAUCUGCCGUCGCCUCAGGGAUCCCCUCGUCUACUUGGAGCAGGUCCGCCAGCAUUUGGGUCGUCUCCCUGCUAUCGACCCUAACACCCGCACUCUGCUGAUUUGCGGUUACCCCAAUGUCGGUAAGUCCAGUUUCUUGCAAAACAUCACCCGCGCCGAUGUCGAUGUCCAGCCCUAUGCUUUCACCACCAAGUCGCUCUUCGUCGGUCACUUCGACUACAAGUACCUGCGCUUCCAGGCUAUUGAUACCCCCGGUAUUCUCGAUCACCCUCUGGAGGAGAUGAAUACCAUUGAAAUGCAGUCGAUCACCGCCGUUGCUCACUUGCGCUCUGCUAUCCUCUACUUCAUGGAUCUUUCCGAGCAGUGCGGUUACUCCGUCACCGAUCAGAUCAAGCUCUACCACAGCAUCAAGCCUCUGUUCGCCAACAAGAUUGUGUUCAUUGUCAUUAACAAGGUUGAUAUUCGCCGCCCCGAGGAUCUGGAUCCCGAGGAGCAAGAGCAACUGCAGAACAUCCUCAAGGCGGACGAUGUCGAGCUUCUGCAGGCUUCUUGCACCACCACCGAGGGUGUGAGUGCCGUUAAGAAUGCUGCUUGCGACAAGCUGCUCGCUGAGCGAGUGGCCCAGAAGCUCAAGACCGGCUCCAACACCGCCGCCGACACCCCUGGUGGCCGUCUGGGCGAUGUGCUGGCCCGUAUCCACGUUGCCAAGCCCAUGGGCGGCGUCACCCGGGAGACCUUCAUCCCCGAGGCCGUCAAGAACCUCAAGAAAUACGACAAGAGCGACCCCAACCGCCGGACAUUGGAGCGCGAUCUGGAGGAGGAGCAAGGUGGUGCCGGUGUCUACAGCUUCGAUAUGCAGCGCGACUACACCCUGGCCAACCCCGAGUGGAACCACGACAAGAUUCCCGAGGUGUGGAACGGAAAGAACAUCUACGACUUCGUGGACCCGGAUAUCGAGACAAAGCUGGCUGCUCUGGAGGAGGAGGAAGAGAAGAUGAAGGCCGACGGCUACUACGAUUCGGACGAGAGCGUCGAAGACGCCGAGGAUGCCGACAACCGUAUGAAGGCCAGCCUGAUCCGCGAGAAGCGCGUCCUUAUGAAGAACGACUCCAAGAUGCGCAAGUCGCUCAAGAACCGCGCCCUCAUCCCCCGCAGCGCCAAGGCCAAGAGGCUGUCGCAAAUGGAGCGUGCGCUCGACUCCGCUGGUUACGAUGUGGAUGCCGCUGGCAGCCGCGCCCGUUCCCAGAGCCAGUCCCGUGGCCGGACCUUGACUCGCAAUGAUGAUCACGAGGAUGAUGCUAUGGACAUUGACGACCCCCACAAGGCCAUUGCUCGCGCUAAGAGCCGCGCUCGUAGCCAGCCUGCUACUGACAGACGUCUUGACGGUGUUACUUCGGCUACUAACAAGGAGAAGGCUGAGCGCAUGUUCAAGCUGGGCCAGAAGGGGAUGAACCGCAUGGCUCGUGCUGGUGAGGCCGAUCGUCACACCACCGCCGCUCUGCCCAAGCACUUGUUCGCCGGAAAGCGCGGUAUGGGUAAGACCCAGCGCCGUUAA
Molecule: messenger RNA, 1968 nt
Organism: Penicillium waksmanii
Lineage: Eukaryota; Fungi; Ascomycota; Eurotiomycetes; Eurotiales; Aspergillaceae
Product: putative GTPase NOG1
Exons: 5
Coding region: 1-1968 (655 amino acids)
Biological process (GO): ribosomal large subunit biogenesis
Cellular component (GO): nucleolus
Molecular function (GO): GTPase activity; GTP binding; RNA binding
Source: RefSeq, a predicted model, not a curated record